Molecule: messenger RNA, 1740 nt
Organism: Sparassis crispa
Lineage: Eukaryota; Fungi; Basidiomycota; Agaricomycetes; Polyporales; Sparassidaceae
Product: Acyl-CoA ligase easD
Exons: 19
Coding region: 1-1740 (579 amino acids)
Molecular function (GO): CoA-ligase activity
Source: RefSeq, a predicted model, not a curated record
AUGGCAGAAAUCUCCGGCGGUGCUCUCCCUCCUGUUCCUGAUGACUUGACUAUUCCACAGUUUAUGCUCGAUACCCAUCACGUCACCAGGCCAGUCGUGAAGAUUCCCAAGCCUUGGUACGUGGAUGCCGCCACAGGUCGUUCGCUGUAUGCAUCUGAGAUUAGAGCGCGUGUUCAUGGGCUAGCGAAUGCUCUACACUCUCGAUGGCACAUAGGAGAGGAUGACGUCGUGUGUUUGUUUAGUCCAAAUCACAUUGACUACCCUGGCAUCAUCUGGGCGAUCCACAGACUUGGGGCUAUCGUAACUGCCGCGAAUCCGGCUUACACUGCUGAGGAGCUGGAACACCAAUUAGUGACGUCCAAAUCUAAAGUGAUCAUUGCCCACCCAGCGAAUCAUCCUAUUGCACUCGUGGCGGCCACAGCUGCGGGUAUCCCUCCCGAAAAUAUCAUGCUUGUGGACGCACUUCCUGCUACGGCGGCCGCUCCAUACCCUACGAUCUCUGCGUUGAUUUCCGAAGGCUUGUCUGCGCCGCAAAAUUAUGUCGAGCAACGGUUGAAGCCCGGAGAAGGCAAGACGAAACUAGCGUUCCUAAGCUUCUCGAGCGGCACCACUGGCAAACCAAAGGCUGUGUGCAUUUCACAUUACAACAUGAUUGCGAACGUCAUUCAGGUUGCUCAGCGGGCGACAGAGACGCCGUUCGCCGUGGAAGCGGACAGAGUACUCCGAGUUGACGCUGUCGCGUUAGGCGUUCUACCUUUCUUCCACAUCUUCGGUCUCGUUGUACUCGUGCACUUCUCUGUCUAUUAUGGCAUGACCCUGGUGGUGCUCCCAAAGUUCGACCUUCCAGAGUUCCUCACAAGUAUCCAGCGUUACCGCGUGAGCGUGAUCUAUGUCGUACCGCCCAUGCUCGUGCUCAUGUGCAAGCAUCCGUUGGUUGAGAAAUUCGACAUAAGCAGCGUCCGCGCGACACUCAGCGGAGCGGCGCCGCUCUCUUCUGAGCUCACGAACCUGGUAGCGACCAAGUUCCCUUCGCUAAAACAUGUCGGCCAAGGAUUCGGGAUGACCGAGACGUGUACGGUCGUUAGUUUCCCGCAAACCCAGAUGCGGCUCCCGACACCGGGCAGCUCGGGGCGCUUGGUCAAUGGCAUCAUCGCGCGUGUCGUGAAGCCGGAUGGAUCUCUGGCUAAAUUUGGAGAGCCCGGAGAGCUCGUCGUCAGGGGGCCGGCGAUGGCUCUUGGCUACCUGGAUAAUGUGGAAGCGACUCGAGAGACGUUCAGGAACGGGUGGGUUCACACAGGGGAUGAGGUGACAAUUAACCAGGAGGGAGAACUGUUCGUUGUUGAUCGCAUAAAGGAAUUGAUCAAGGUCAAGGGUUUCCAGGUGGCACCCGCGGAACUCGAGGGACAUCUCCUUGAGCAUCCGGAUGUGUCUGACGUCUGUGUUGUUCCCAUCCCGGACGAGUACCGGGGCGAAAUCCCUCUCGCAUUUGUCGCGCUCUCUGCCGGUGCUGCAGAACGUGUGAAGAAGAAUCCUGCUCUGGCUCGCGAGAUCAAGGCGUCUCUCGUGAAGUACGUCGCCGACGCGAAGAUAGACUACAAGCAUCUCGCUGGAGGCGUCGAAUUUGUCGACGUCAUUCCGAAAAACCCCAGCGGGAAGCUCCUUCGCCGUGUCUUACGCGACCGCGCCAGACUGCUUCAGAAGGAGGGCAAGUUGUCGACACAGCUUAAGGCCAAGUUGUGA